CUAAAAAAAAAAAAACUUAGAAAAUCACGUGUUUGGAGAUCAAAGGAGAUCCGCUUUGUAGAGUUGGAAGGAGAGCGAGAAAGAGCGAGAAGCCGUGUAGACGGACCCGGUAAAUGACAAGGCUGCGAUGGUGAAAUAAACGCGUCCAGGAAAAGAUUAAGCUCAGCCGCUCAACGUCUCCACUGAGAUUUAAUUUCAGAGAUAGGCAAGGGCUUCCCCCUCUAAGAAGAUCCCUGGAAAUUAUGUUCCGAUCGGCGCUGAUCCAGCCGGCAAGAUGAUUUUACCAAGAAGAGUCUCAGAUCGGGUGGCCGAUUCGGUGAUCUUCGCCUCCCUUGCGGUCGCAGCUUGCUUGGGAACCGUUUUCGCGAAGGAUACCGCCUUUGUGGAAGUAGUACUGUUUGAAUCAAGUCCAAAUGGAGAUUAUACCACAUACACCACAGGUUUGCAGGGACGAUUCUCUAAAGCUGGAGCCACCAUCAGCGCAGAGGGCGAGAUCGUGCAGAUGCACCCGUUAGGGCUCUGUAACAACAACGACGAGGAGGACCUCUACGAAUACGGCUGGGUAGGGGUGGUCAAACUGGAACAGCCAGAACUGGACCCCAGUUGUCUCACGGUUCUGGGAAAGGCUAAGCGAGCUGUACAGAGAGGAGCCACAGCAGUCAUCUUCGACGUCUCCGAGAAUCCGGACGCCAUCGACCAGCUGAACCAAGUGGCUGAGGACCCUCUGAAAAGGCCUGUGGUGUAUGUUAAGGGCACAGAUGCUGUGAAGCUGAUGAACAUUGUGAACAAGCAGAAGAUGGCGCGGGCGAGAAUCCAACACAGACCGCCCAGGCAGCCUACAGAAUAUUUCGACAUGGGAAUCUUCCUUGCCUUUUUCGUGGUGGUGUCUCUGGUCUGCUUGGUGCUCCUCAUCAAAAUCAAGCUGAAGCAGCGGAGAAGCCAGAGUUCCAUGAACAGGAUGGCCAUCCAAGCACUGGAGAAGAUGGAGACGCGCAAGUUCAAGGCCAAGAGCAAAGGGGCUCGCGAGAGCAGCUGCGGAGCCUCUGAUUCGCUGAGCAGUAGCUCCACCUCCGACUGCGCCAUCUGUCUGGAGAAGUACAUCGAUGGCGAGGAGCUGAGGGUGAUUCCCUGCACCCACCGUUUCCAUAAGAAGUGCGUGGACCCCUGGCUCUUGCAGCACCAUACCUGCCCACACUGCCGACACAACAUCAUCGAGCAAAAGAAGGGGAACCCAGGGCCAGUAUGCAUGGACCCAGGAAAUCCAGUCCACAGCAGACAGCAGAGGGUAGUCCUCCCGGUACAUUACCCCGGGCGCGUGCACCGCGCCGGACAGGUGACGGCGUAUCCAACCCGCACCAGCAUGGAUCCCCACGGCAAUCCCAUCACGGUGCUGACUGUGGACCAGCGGGCGGAUCCAACACUUUACCCGCCACAGUCGUCGGCGUUUCUUCGCGGCUACCCGCCUGUGCACCUGGAGCACUCGCUGAACGCGCACCGCUGCGGGUUGGACCACCGUGCCCCCAUGUACCACCAGCCCCACACCUUCAAGAGGCCCAAGUUCCACAGCCGCGGCUUCUCCCGAGCCGCCUGCUUCUCCCAGUACGAGACCAUGUACCAGCACUACUACUUCCAGGGCUUGACCUUCCCCCAGGCCGAGGGUCAGCCUGCCGGCGGGCUGCAGAAGGGUCACAGUCGGGCCUUCCAGCAGGGCCUGCUGUAUCCGGCCGUCGUCCACAUGGCCCCCGCCUCCACCUCAUGCCUGGGAGAGACCGGGAGCUCCUCCGGAUUCAGCUGCUACCACGGGCACCGCUCGGUGUGCAGCGGCUACCUGGCCGACUGCCCCGGCAGCGACAGCAGCAGUAACAGUUCGGGGCAGUGUCACUGCUCCUCUAGCGACUCCAUGCUGGACUGCACCGAGGUCAGCAACCAGGGCGUGUACGGCAGCUGCUCUACCUUCCGCAGCUCCCUGAGCAGCGACUACGACCCCUACAUCUACCGCAGCAGGAGCCCCUGCCGGGCAGUGGCGGGGGAGCCGGGGCCUACCCCCGCACCUGUGGAUGAUUCGCCGGGCGCCUUUGGGCAGGAGUGCCUGCAGCCUCCCAGUGGUGUCUCCUUUGGGUCUGGGGACCAGCUGUCCAGCUGCAGCUUGGAGCCCAACUACAGCAGCCGCUCCUCACUAGAACCCAGGGAAACUAAUACCACUACCUCAGCAGGGGCACUAGAGGGCACUGGACCAGACCUCCGGAUCAGGGGGUUGGUGUUGGACGAGGGGGUGGAGCCGGGGCCGGCUUGCUCCUGUUGCUUUGACAUCCCGCCGGCGGACUUGGAGGGCAGGGGUCAGGAGCUCUGUCGGACUGGCUUCCCGGUGACGGGGAAAUGUGGCCGGGGGGCAGAGUCCCACAGCCCCGCCCCUGCAAACUUGUACGCCCCCGGCUCUGAACACAUGUGCCCUGGGGAGCAGGGUGCCUAUGAAGGACUUCCCUGUUGCUUUUACAAGGAAACGAAUGUCCAUAGGAAUAACGGCAGCUUGUAUGCCGAGGACUGCGCGGUAAACGUCCAGUACGGCCAGGCUGACGUGGAGAGCCGCCUGCUGCAGAACCGUGGUGACCCCAGCCAGCGCAUAUCCAUCAUCCCCGAGGACAGGGACUGCGAACUGGGGCUGGGUGCUGGUCCGCGGGCCGCGCUGCUGCCAGCCAAGCAUCACGGGCUUGGUGAGGUAGACGGGGGAGGUCGGACUGUGGAGUGGGAGGAGCCUAGCGAGCUGUUCUUUUCCACUGGCCAGCGCCGAGAUCAAAUGGUCUCGUGUGCGGAGGAGUCCAGGGCUCUCUUCCACAGCCGCAUGCUCAACUGUCACGAGAUGCUGGAGGACGGGGGAGCACCAGGUGAGGCAGCAGAGCAGGAGCUCACCCCCCCGGAGGUCAUACCCAGACAGACGUACCUCCAUCGCUCCUCGCUAUGAACAAGUCUCGCCGCCUCCCAAAUGUCUCCAUAAUAACUGUGAAGCAAUUAUUAUUUUUUUUCUUCAAAAUCCUUGUUUACCUCCUUGGGCCAGUUUAAGUAUGAACUAAGUCCUGUAGCCGUAAAUGCAAGUAAAACCACACCAAGGCAAGACGGGGAGGGGGUGGGUUACAAUCUCUUCAAUCUCUUCCUCCAUACCCAGUCCCAUAAUACCUUUGGCAUUUCUGUUAUGUUCUCUUGUGUCCUUGGGGGGGGGGGGGGGGGGCGAGGGGACCAGCAAGUUGGCGUAAAGUUGCUAUGCAGCUUUGGGCUGGGUUACUUUUUUUUGUAGCCAGCCUCAUACAGAUGGGUGUCUAACAGACGGAUGUGACAGCUGCCUAAAGCCUGUCUAUCACAGUCGGGACCCUCAUAGUCUGCUGGUUAAGACUGUAUACACACCCCAACCUGGGUGGCUCUCCAGUUCAGUCAUACAGGAUUUCUCUUCCUGUUUAAGACUUGUAUGCAUAUGUUCUGGUGUACGUGCAACAAAAGAUGGCAUAAUCUUCAGUAAACACAUUUUUAAAAUGAGUAACUUGGAGACAUACCAAAACAUAGGAUUAUCAUCCAAGAUCGUGAAAUAUCCACCACCCGUGCCACUCCCCCAUUUAAAGACAACCAUCAUUGUCUACAGCCAGCCACCUCGUGGUGUCUGUUCUUUAAGAUGGCGGCUGACUCGAAGCAUCUUCUUUCCUGGAGGCAGCCCCCUGCCCACUUCUGCUGGAUGUGUGGUCUCCAUCUGGCCUAUCCCCCUUCCUAAAUUGCUCAGGGCUACUGCUGCCUUGGUAGCAACUAGCUUUUAAAGACAACUGCUCUUGUGAACUAAUGAUUUCAGCACUGUAGGGGUAGAUAGUAGUUAUUGCUUGAAGUGAAGUUAAAAUGAAGUUUAGUUUUUUUUUAUUUUUUUUUUGCGCUGCUCUCCUCCUUGUCAUCGUCGAGUUUAAUCGUCCAUCUUGUCACCGGACGAAGCGUGACUAUUCUGUAGUCUGCCCCCCCCGUAAUACCUCCACACAUGGGCACGGUGGCUAAUUCCUCGCCAUCUCCCUGGCCACAUCAUACGCGUGAAGCACUUGUCGUAAUGUGGGCCAUUUUUAGAAAGCGACUGUUAAGCUCCGCGUCCGAAAAAAGGCCAAAGUGAAGAAAUUUUGGGAAUGAUUUCAGUACAGGAGGGUCUCACCUGACCGCGGUUUCACUGACCAUUUUUCUUGUGAUAUUAUAAAUCUCUCAAUGUUCUCAACAUGCCUUGUUUGUUUUACAGACUUAUAUACUGUUUCUAUGAAAUGUAUUCAUACUGGUAAGAGGCUACAAGUUUUUUUUUUAUUUUUUUUUUUUUAAGUAACGCUAUUUAUCUAUGAACUUUAACCAUAUGCUGUAAUUCAUGAACACAAUUCUAACCUUGCCUUUGCAUAGAGAUCUAUACUGCAAAUCUAACAUUUUUUGGGGUACUUGAGUCACUAUUUAAUUUUAUAUUUUUUGUAGCACUUAAAAGGAUUGUAUAAAAACACGGUGUACAAAAAUGUAAUAUUUUUAAAUAUAAUUAUUUUCUCGGUCAUUACCAUUUCACAAUGUUUUAAAGGCUAGAAAUCGAUCUGUGUAUAUUUCUGUAUCUGUAUAGCAGCCCAUUUCAUUUAUGGAAAUAUGUUCUCUGAAUAUUUAUUUACUAAUAUAUUUAUCUUUAAGCCAUGUCUUAUGUUCAGAGUGUGAACGUUUGAGGGUUUGUCUUUUUUUUGAGAAAUCACUAACAUGAGACAUUGUAAAUACAUGGUAAUUGCACACAAAGAUUUAUUCUCUGACCAAAAACUGAUUUUAAAUUUUAGUACAAUACAAUUUUGUAACAAAGUGUACAAAUACCUGUAAAAAUAUACAGUUUUAUUCAAGUAAAA
Brienomyrus brachyistius is the source of this 4877-nucleotide messenger RNA. It is a transcript of the gene znrf3, whose product is annotated as zinc and ring finger 3. Gene Ontology annotation, biological process: negative regulation of canonical Wnt signaling pathway; Wnt receptor catabolic process; ubiquitin-dependent protein catabolic process. The coding region runs from base 275 to 2959 and encodes 894 amino acids. Gene Ontology annotation, molecular function: frizzled binding; ubiquitin protein ligase activity. The record is from RefSeq and is a predicted model, not a curated record. The transcript has 8 exons. NCBI's taxonomy places the organism in Eukaryota, Metazoa, Chordata, Actinopteri, Osteoglossiformes, Mormyridae.